Zychaea mexicana is the source of this 935-nucleotide messenger RNA. RefSeq lists its product as uncharacterized. The transcript is spliced from 2 exons. The record is from RefSeq and is a predicted model, not a curated record. Bases 475 to 864 code for a protein of 129 amino acids. Gene Ontology annotation, molecular function: protein binding. Lineage: Eukaryota; Fungi; Mucoromycota; Mucoromycetes; Mucorales; Lichtheimiaceae.
UCUUCACGCAGUUCUUGCACGAUGCAGUGCGUGAUGCAGAAAUCAUUAUCAGUGAAAGGGUGCUGCUUUUACUGUUGCGACACCAAAGCGUCAAGUAAUGUGUAUUCUUCCCAAAAUGUUACAGAUAUCGAAGGAAGAUCUUUUUAUAUGUAUGAGCUAAUGAUAUAGCAUAGUAAACUAUGUGCUUUUUCAUGUAAGUAUAGAUAAGUGAUGAUAUCCACAGUUCAUACCUUCGUACAGAUAACACUCGUCGGAAUUUUCCACUCGGACCUCUCAGCACCCUUUCUCCCUUGAUUUCUAGGGGAGAAAGAAGGGUGAGCAUCGCGAGACCAACAUUUUUUUGGGGCGCAUUAAUCGAAAAGAUGAAUACACAUACACACACACCCCAGAGAAAAACUCGCCACAUGCUGGGCUCCCCAUGCUAUAUAAUGGUUAUGCUAUGAGUAAUAGAGCAUUUGCUUGUCCAUCGUCAUUAUGCCUCGCUACCAUUCUGCCAGCGCCACCACCUUUGACCAUCACUACCAAGAUUCACAAAACUCUCGUGGCACUAUAAUCACCACUACUGCUACCAGUAAUAGUACAACACUAGCGCAACAACAUUCAUGGCAUAAAGAUGCCAUUGCCACGGCCUCAUUUGUAAGUGUCUUGCCUUUUGAACUCCUGUCCGCCAUUUUCGCCAUGCUCCCAAUGGAGCAAAGCAUCCGCUGCACUCGAGUCUGUAAAGCCUGGCGUUCGUUUAUCUUUUCUUGGGAAGGCCUGUGGCGCGAAUUAUCCGAUUCGACGUACGACUUUGCUCAUGUUCUAGCACCUUACAAAAGUCGUCUGUACGGUCAACAUGUCAAAGUGCCUUUUGUUAUUCCGUGAAGGAUCUUGUAGGCUGGCUUUAACUGAGUGGACGAUGAAUAAAUGUAUAGCGCACCUGCAUUCUGCAUUGU